AUGUCGAGACCCGGUGAUAGACCAAACCAGGCACAAACCUACAAACUCGUCGUCGUCGGCGGCGGUGGUGUCGGAAAGAGUGCGAUCACGAUACAAUUUAUACAGAUGACUCUCCCAGAUCAGAGUAAUUUAGUAAGAUGGGGUAAAAGUACCAAAAAAACUUGCUAUAUCUGUGGAAAGGCAGUUGGAACUGCUAAGCAUCUGCUGGUGGGAUGUAAGGUACUCCUUGACAGCGGUCAAUACUCGCGUCGUCACGAUAGGGUUCUAGAAGUCAUACGUGAAGCGGUUAGUCUUUCGGUAGCCAGAGCGCAAAAGGGAAUAACCACAAACGAACGAUCAGUAGGUUUUGUGAGAGAAGGCACUAGGGCUACAAAAUCAAACGUCAAGCCUUACUCCAUCCUUAAAGCGGCGUCGGAUUGGACUAUAAUGAUGGACACGUAUGAAAAACAAUAUAAAAUCCCCGAGGAUAUUUGUGCGUCGGCCUCCAGACCGGAUAUAUUUUUGUUUUCGCGAAUUUUAAAGCGCGUAGUGAUGAUAGAGCUUACGGUCCCUUGGGAAACCAACAUCCCCAAAGACCAUACCAUCAAGGUCAACAAAUAUUACGAGCUCACAAACGAACUCACUCGAAAUAGGUUCGUAGUAUAUUUGUACGCGGUAGAGGUGGGAGCGAGAGGUAUAACAGCGAAAUCUCUCUAUAACCUACUAAAGGACUUGGGCUUGUCCAGAACUCACAUUAAUGCUUUCUUGGAACGUACAUCGAAGGCAGCCCUAGUAGGUUCUUUUCAAAUUUGGUUAGGUAGGGAGAGGAGCUUGGACAGUGGAGGUGAGCGUAUAACGCGCAGUUACUUCGUCACUGAUUACGACCCCACCAUCGAGGAUAGUUACACCAAACAAUGUGUUAUAGAUGACAUCCCCGCUAAACUUGAUAUAUUAGAUACGGCUGGCCAAGAAGAGUUCUCGGCUAUGCGAGAGCAGUACAUGAGGUCUGGAGAAGGAUUCCUGCUCGUCUUUUCUGUAGCUGAUCAUGCAAGCUUCGACGAGCUGUUCAAGUUCCACAAACAGAUCCUCAGGGUUAAGGAUAGAGAUGAGUUUCCAAUGCUCAUGGUUGGGAAUAAAGCUGACUUAGAACACCAGAGAGUGGUAACGCUGGACGAGGCGCAAGCUUUAUCGCGCCAACUAAAAGUACCUUACAUAGAGUGUAGCGCGAAGGCGAGAAUGAAUGUAGACCAGGCAUUCCACGAGUUAGUCAGAUUGGUGAGGAGGUUUCAAGAAGCAGAGAGGAUCCAUAUUAAAUCAGAACAGAGGAGCAGAAAGAAGAAAUGCACGAUUUUGUAA
Messenger RNA from Danaus chrysippus (African queen), 1335 nucleotides. Lineage: Eukaryota; Metazoa; Arthropoda; Insecta; Lepidoptera; Nymphalidae. The record is from the annotation of a GenBank genome assembly.